CAAGGUUGCAAUCUCCCUCCAAACAGCAAAGUAAACACAGAAACAGAGUUAGUACAGUAGCAAUGAUGCCACGGAGAUAUUUACUUCAACGCCGGUGAACCCCUUUCCGCUCUCAAGCAGGCACAGUGUUAGCAAUACAGACCCUGAACUUCGUUAGUUUCCAAACCUGGCCAUGUCGUCAUUACGGUACUUAUAGUCAGUCAUCCGACUUAUACAUGAGGUGAACACUACCACCACCAGUACUAGCCGAGGCUUCCAUUCCAGCCCUCUUUCUCAUUUCAUAUAUCAGACGCCUAUAGAAUCUGUCCCCAAAUUAAGGCCCGUCCUUUUCUCUGGUUUCUCUGGUCAACUUGACCAAACAGCCUAUCCGAAACAUAACAAAACAUAUCCAGAACAAAACAAAACAUAUAUCAGAAUAGAACGAAACAUAUCAACACUGCUUACAACCACAAAACCGCCAAAAUGACGAGCUACAUCCCCCAGCUCACCCUCCCCUCCUCCAUCUUCACCUCAGCACCAGCCUCCAUCCUCCUCCCCGUAGCUCUCGGAACAGCGGUAGGCUUCGGCACAGGCUUUGUCUCCGACCAAAAACGCCAAUACCACUCCCUCCGGCAACCCCCCCUCCGCCCGCCCUCCUCCGUCUUCGGCCCCGUCUGGACCCUCCUCUACGGCACCAUGGGCUACGCCGCCCACCGCGCCUACCUUUUCGGCACUUCUUCUUCCUCCUCUCCCUCCCUCCUUCUUAGCAACCCAUCCGUCGUGCCCACCACCUACCACACCGCUACCUUGUACACUAUCCAACUCGGCCUGAACUUAAUCUGGAUGCCCCUCUUCUUCGGUCUGCGUCGUCCCAUCCUCGCUACCCUCGACUGCGCCGCUUUGGUGGGGAUCAAUGCCUACUUGGCCUGGACGUGGGGAACGCAGAUUGACGCGGUGGCGGGCUGGUUGAUGGUGCCGUACGUGUGCUGGUUGGGGUUUGCGACGUAUUUGAGUGCGGGGAGUGGGUAUUUGAAUGAGUGGGAUUUUAGCGAGGAGAGGAUUAGGAAGGGGGAGGAGGAGCAGCAGAAGAGGAAGGGGGAGAAGGGGUUGUGAGAUGGUGGGAAGAAGGGUUUGUAAAAAAAAGGGUGGGUGGGAACUGAAGAGAGCAAUGCAAGCAAGCGAGCAAGCGAGUUGAUUAAUUGGCUGAUUAGUGGCUUGGGAUUACUUACCUAGGUACCUAUUUGAAGGAGAGAAGAAAGAAAAGCUGUUUUGGUUUGGAUUGCACUGGGGGAAACGGAAAACAAUACACAACAUAAGUUGAGCUCAAGGUACUAAUUGCAAGGUAUUUCGGCUUGAGUUGCUCUAAACCAGUUGUUAUUGUAUAUGCAAGCAACUUAGUCUACCCAAAGGCCUCCUCCUUCUAUCGAUGCACCUGAACUGAACGUUCUUGAGA
Messenger RNA from Neurospora crassa OR74A, 1432 nucleotides. Its product is annotated as translocator protein. Bases 463 to 1092 code for a protein of 209 amino acids. The transcript is spliced from 2 exons. NCBI's taxonomy places the organism in Eukaryota, Fungi, Ascomycota, Sordariomycetes, Sordariales, Sordariaceae. The record is from RefSeq and is a predicted model, not a curated record. Gene Ontology annotation, cellular component: mitochondrial outer membrane.